This is a messenger RNA of Camellia sinensis, 4278 nucleotides long. Its product is annotated as TMV resistance protein N. Gene Ontology annotation, biological process: signal transduction; defense response. NCBI's taxonomy places the organism in Eukaryota, Viridiplantae, Streptophyta, Magnoliopsida, Ericales, Theaceae. Gene Ontology annotation, molecular function: ADP binding; protein binding. The record is from RefSeq and is a predicted model, not a curated record.
AAAAAUUGAAUUCAUUUUAUUCGCUCUGUUUUUGUCGUCUUCUGCAUUGAAGGACUUCUCACUCAUUCAUCCAUUUCUCAGAGCUUUUCUUCAAUGGCAGCUUCUUCUACUGCAAGAGACCAACAAGCCUCCUCCUCUUUCUCUUCCAUGUCCCGGUGCGCCUACCACGCCUUCUUGAGUUUCAGAGGCAAAGACCUCCGCAAGACCUUCAUCGACCACCUCCACACAGCCCUCUCCCAAUCAGGAAUUCACACUUUCAGAGACGAUGACGAGAUCGAAAGAUGCCAAGACAUUGACUCCGAACUCAGAAAAGCGAUAGAACAAUCUAGGGUUUCCAUAAUUGUGUUCUCCAAAGGCUAUGCUUCUUCAAAAUGGUGCCUUGAUGAGCUAGUGAAGAUUGUUGAGCGCAACAAGACCUCUGGGCAGGUCAUUUUGCCUGUGUUCUAUGAUGUUGAUCCAUCUCAUGUGAGGAAUCAGACUGGGCCCUUUGGGGAAGCAUUUGAUAGGCAUGAAGAGGAAAGGAUGGGAAUGGUGAAGAGGUGGAGGGAGGCUCUCACUGAAGUUGCAAAUCUUGGAGGGAAGGUUUUGCAGAAUGAAGCUGAUGGGCACGAGUCAAAGUUUAUCCAGGAAAUUGUUAAACAGGUUGGAAGUAAGUUGAAUCGCACUGUUUUGAAUGUUGCACCCCACCCAAUUGGUUUAGAUGCUCGAGUCAAAAACAUUAAUUUGUGGCUACAAGAUGGGUCAACUGAAGUUGGUGUAUUGGCAAUUUAUGGUAUGGGUGGAAUAGGGAAGACAACCAUUGCCAAAACUGCUUAUAACCUAAACUUCGACAAAUUUGAUAGUAGCAGCUUUCUUGCAAAUAUUAGAGAAGCUGCGGAACAACCUAAUGGUUUGGUUGGUUUACAAAGGCAACUUCUUUCCGAUAUUCUGAAGAGGAAAGCCAAAAAAGUAUACAAUGUAGAUGAAGGAAUCCUUAGGAUUAAAAAUGCCGUAUGCUGCAAAAGAGUUCUUGUUGUUCUUGAUGAUGUGGAUCACUGGGAUCAAUUAAAUGUUGUAUUUGGGAUGCGAGAGUGGUUUUUUCGCGGAAGCAAAAUUAUUAUAACAACUAGACACAAGCGAUUGCUAAAGGCUCGUGAUGUGUGUGAGAUGUACAAGGUUAAGGAGUUGGAUGAUAAAGAAUCACUUCAGCUCUUCAGUUGGCAUGCCUUUGGACAAGACCAUCCUGCCGAGGGUUACAUGGAGCUCUCAGAAAGAGUGCUACAACAUUGUGGAGGGAUUCCUUUAGCCCUUCAGGUCUUGGGCUGUUCAAUGUCUGGCAGAAGUGUAGAUGUCUGGGAGAGUGCAAUAAAGAAAUUGGAAGCGAUACCCGACAGUCAAAUCCUUAAAAAACUUAAGGUAAGCUAUGAUUCUUUGGAAGAUGACCAUGACAAGAAUUUAUUCUUGGAUAUCGUCUGCUUCUUUAUUGGAAAGGACAAAGAUUACACGGUUAGAAUACUAGAUGCAUGCGAUUUCUACACAAUAGUUGGGAUUCAAAAUCUUAUUAAUAGAUGUCUCUUAAUGCUUGGUGAAGAUAACAAGAUGAAGAUGCACGACUUGAUUCGGGACAUGGGGAGGGAUAUUAUUCGCCAAGAAUCGCUAGAGGAGCCUGGGGAACGUAGCAGACUCUGGCAUCAUAAAGACUCCCUUUACGUAUUAAGUGAAAAAACUGGUACAAAAAAAAUCGAAGGCCUUGUGCUUGACAUGCAAAUGUUUAUGGAAGACAAGCCCGUUGAAACAUUCUUCAGUAAUAAUGAUGCAAAACGGCAGCGCUCCCAGGAAGUUCUUGAUGAAAUACUGCUGAUGGAGCAAGACAGAUCGUCGAAACGGCGUCGACUUGACAUCUUGAAGCACUCAAUAGAUGCUAUCUCAAAGAUUUCAAAUGAGGCAGACUUGAAAACCGAUGCAUUUGCGAAGAUGCAUGAAGUUAGACUACUGCAGUUCCAUUAUGUUAGACUCACUGGCUGCUAUAAGGAAUUACCUAAAAAAUUAAAAUGGGUGUAUUGGCGCGGAUUUCCUUUAAAAUAUAUACCUGAUGAUUUUGCUCUGGAGAGCCUGGUUGCUCUUGAAAUGAGUAAUAGCAGCUUGAAACAAGUUUGGAGAGGAACCAAGGUGCUUAGAUUAUUGAGAUUUCUUAAUCUGAGUCAUUCCCAUGGCCUUGCUAAAACCCCUGACUUCUCCGGACUCCCCAAUCUCGAAAGAUUGAUCCUUAAAGAUUGCACUAGAUUGGUUGAAGUUCAUGAAUCCAUUGGAGAACUAGAAAGACUGGUUUUUCUGAAUCUAAGAGAUUGUCAAAAUCUUCGGAACCUUCCAAAUAACAUUUAUAAGCUGAAAUCCCUUGAAAAACUCAUUCUCUCUGGUUGCUCAAAGCUCGUUUUGCCCAUGGAACUGGGCAAGCUGGAAUCCUUGACGGAAUUCCACGCAGACAAAAUUGCUGUAAACCAAUUGGUGUCUACCAAUGGUGAGUUGAAAUCAUUGAGGUCGUUCUUUUGGUCUUGGCUAUCAAAACAAAGAAAGCGCCCAGAAUUCAACUUUUCUUUGGAUUCUUUAUCACACACAUUAGUGAAAUUAAGUCUUGCAAAAUGCAAUCUUUCGAAUGCUGCUAUUCCCAUUGAUCUUAGCAGCCUGUCCUUGUUGCAGUACUUGAAUCUUAGCGAAAACCCAAUUUGUAGCCUACCAGAGAGCAUCAAAGGUCUUUGUAUGCUUGAGGACCUUUGGUUAGAUUCGUGCACAAGCCUCCAAUCACUGCCGGAGCUUCCAUCGAGUUUAGUCAAGCUGAAGGCACAAAACUGCACAUCAUUGAAAAGAAUAACAAAUCUACCAAACCUGUUGAAUAGACUGUUUUUGGAUGUGAGUGGUUGUAACAGGUUAGUUGAGGUCCAGGGAUUGUUCAGGUUAGAACCUAUUGGAAACUUUGUCCCGGAAAUGAUCAACAGUUUGGGCUUGUUUAACUUGGAAUCCAUUGAAAACACAGAGGUGGAAUUGUUCAACAAUAUGACAAAAACAAGAAUAAAAUGUCCUAUACAGGGACUGUAUGAAUUUGGUAUAUUCAGCACUUCUCUUCCGGGGAAUGAGAUUCCUGGCUGGUUCAGCCAUAAGGCUAAGGGACACACCAUAUCUUUCAGUGUCCCUUCACAACCUAAUCUCAAGAUGCAAGGUUUCAAUGCAUGCUUUGUAUACUCACGUUCCAGGGAUAAGAAAUACCGGUUUUGGGGUGAAUCCAAUUGGAAUUCAUAUUUUAUCAAAAUCAGCAAUAAGACAAGGGGUCUGAAGUGGGUAUAUAGCCCAACUUUCCUAGGUAUUCCAGACGCCAAAGAAGAUAUGACAUGGUUAAGCCAUUGGAAGUUUGAGAAUCAGCUGGAAGUUGGCGAUGAAGUGAGUGUGUCGGUGGUUGGGUGGAGUCUUGCUUUCUGCAUAAAGGAGUGUGGGAUCAGCUUCAUGUACGAGGGGCAAGAAGAGCAGAAGCGAAUAUCGACAAAGAGUGAAAUUGAAGAAGAACAUGUCAUCAACCAGAACACUGCCCAUCCUUUGCAAAAUGUGACUGAUGGUGUUGAGUCAGCAUAUCAGAUGAGAAGUGGCGAAUACUUCCUUUCACAUUCCGAGUACUUCAUGCUUGCAGAAGGCUCAAGUCAACCAGCAAAGGCUAUUUUGUAUGAAAACUUAUUUCAAGACAAUGUACAAAGUACAGGCUCAACAUAUGAAGGAGAAGGAGAAGGAGAAGAGGAAGAUGAUAGUGAUGAUUUUUAUGAUGAUGACAAUUAUGAUGAGGAGGAACUGAUGACCAUAUUGGGUUGGCAGUAAGGAGGCGAAGCAAUGAUAAGUUGAAUAAGAUGGUCCUUGGUGCUCACUCUUGCUCUCCCGAUGGCUUCUGUUUUCAGUCCGCACAUUCUACCAUCAAGGUGUGAGGUGUUGAGCUGUUGAUAGUCAUCAAACACCUACAGUUAUUUCUGUUUUCAAAAUUUUGCAUUUAGAAUCACUUUACUUUUAUGGAUAAUUGGUGAUUUUCAUAGUCAUAGACAGAGCGGGGGAAGAAUUUAUAAUGACCUGUUAGUGAUAGCAAGGCAACAAUGGUGAUGGUAGAGGGUGGCUUUUGUGGUAUGCACUGUAUACAUGCACACUAAAAUAUUUUUUAUUGUAUUGGUUCUUUUUAGGGCAAAUUACAUAUGCCUCCCUCGAGGUUUAGUUAAAUUGCAGAUACCCCCUGAGGUUUCGGAAAUUACAGAUAUCCCCCUGAGGUUUAUA